CCCAGCCUUGCUUCCCCACCCACCAACGUAGGGGAGGGGAGUGUAAGUACCGCUUCCCUCCUCCAAUCCCCGCCGGCCACAGCUAGCUUUCCCGCCCGACCCCUUUGCGUCACCAUUCUAGGUGGCCCCCUCCCGACCGUACAGCCAGCCAAUCAGGAGGGCGAGAGCAUCCCGCCUUUGCUCUCGUACGCUGAGGCUGGUAUCCGUCGGAACUUGGCUAGCCAGCCGCGCCGCCAAUCUCUGGCAGCAAGCGGUGGUUUAAAGGACGUGGCGGGAACCUGGUGUUGGCCGAAUUCGUCACUCUCACGGUCGCUUGGAGCUGAUCCAUCUUUUGGGGAGUUCAUAAUGACCAGUCAAGCCAUUUGAACAAUGAAAAUAUUAUCCUGGUCUCCUAGGACAGUAAAGUCAUGCCAAUGUGAACAAUUUUUCACCGUCAAAAUUAACAUUGCAAAAUAAGCCAACAUGUCUGUCGAUCCGAUGACCUAUGAGGCCCAGUUCUUUGGCUUCACGCCACAAACUUGCAUGCUUAGGAUCUACAUUGCAUUUCAAGACUACCUGUUUGAAGUGAUGCAGGCUGUUGAACAGGUUAUUCUGAAGAAGUUGGAUGGCAUCCCAGACUGUGAGAUUAGCCCAGUCCAGAUUCGUAAAUGCACAGAGAAGUUUCUUUGCUUCAUGAAAGGGCGUUUUGAUACCCUUUUCGGCAAAAUGGAGCAGCUGUUUUUACAGUUAAUUUUACGCAUUCCCCCAAACAUCUUGCUUCCGGAAGAUAAAUCUCAGGAGAUGCAUCCUUGUAGUGAGGAAGAAUUCCAGCUUCUCCAAAAAGAAAUUGAACAGUUACAGGAGAAGUAUAAGACUGAAUUAUGCACUAAGCAGGCCCUUCUUGCAGAAUUAGAAGAGCAGAAAAUUGUUCAGGCCAAACUGAAACAGACACUGGCUUUGUUUGAUGAGCUUGAAAAUGCUGGCAGAGAUCAUGGGACUAGUGAUUUUAGAGAGAGCUUGGUAUUCCUGGUCCAGAACUCCAGAAAACUACAGAAUAUUAGAGACAAUGUGGAACAGGAAAGCAAAAGACUGAAAGUAUCUUAAUUUCUAGGUAGUAAAAGGGGGUCUAUCAGAAAGAAUGGUCAGGGAUUUACAUCAAUGACUAUUCUUAUUCUAGGAAACUGUAUAUUUUAUUGGAUUUUCCUCGUUCACUCUUUCAUGUAUUCCACGCCUUCUCUUUUUCUGUCCCCUCUCCUGAGGUAUCUAUCUACUACCCUCAACUAAUCUUUGAAGCAUCUGUUCUUAGAGGCCCCUAAUAGAUGGGAAGGGAUUCUUGACUCAGUAAUGACUCAUUUGGGGGCAUAAUCGAAGAAGUUAAGCCUCCCCUGGCCGAAGAUAUCCGUAAAGUUGUACCUUGGUCAUGAGUCCUUUGUAACCUCGGUCCUUUUGACUUAUUCUUUGGAUGAGACAAAUGAGGAAAAGGUUAAAUGGGUGGCUUCUUGGUUAACCAGCUGCUACCCUGUGGGACAGCCAGCAGAGUGCCUGCCCUUGCCCAGUAACUUUUCUACACGAGGAAGUGGAUAAUUAGUUGAAAGAAGCAAGUAGCAGAAAAGACAACCAUGAUCUUUAGUAAAGAAGAAAGAAGUUUUUGUUUCUAAAAUAAAUCCUUUCCACGACCAAGGCCUCGGUGACGGUAAGCAGUUUGCUAUGUUGAGGUCCAGCAGGAGAGGACCUGGGACAAAAAAGAAGCAGAUGUCACUGGAGCAGAAAAGGAAGAAGCCUGGAACAUACCCAAGGCAAAGUUUAUAUUAACUGAUUGUUAGGUAUUUGUAGCAAUUUUUUUUUCAUGCUUCAGUUAGUUUUGGAAUCUGCGUUGUAACUAAUAUUUAAUUAACUUAUUUAUUCACACUCAUAAGCAUCAAAUAUUUGGUACCCUCACCGGGAAAUUUUAGCUGUGUCUUGUGCUUAAAUUCAAUGGAGUCUGAUAUUUCCUUUUGUAAUCAGUCCAUGUAAAGAGUUAGACCACCCAAAGAAAGGGGAGAAAUAGCAAUUGAUGCUCCUAAGGUAUAGCUUUCCCGUAUGUCUUCCUAAAGAACAGGACUCGGAGUUUCUCCUUUAUGUAGAGGAGUAACUUAGGGUAUUACUGUUUGCAAUUAAAUAUUUAAAGACACAGGAAGCCUGUGUUUACCUGGAAUAUGUUUAUUAUCAAAGAGUCUUUUUUUCCAAUCUUGUACAUUAAAUACAUUUGUUUCAAAAGCUUUGGUUUUUGAUUUUCUACUGUCUGUAGUGUCAUGGUGUGUUUCCUCCCUCAGUAUGACUUUUUACCCAAAUGAAAAUUUUCUAUUUUUUUUUUACAUUUGUAGCUUAUUUAAAAUAUCUGAGUAUAGUGAGCUGAAAGGUGAUCCCCCAAAAGUAUUCCAUGUCUUGAUUACUGGAACCUGUGAUUGUGCCUUAUUUGGAAAAGGGGUCUUUGCAGGUGUAAUGAAGUUAAGGAUCUGGAGAUAAGGAGAUCAUCCUGAAGUAUCCAGGUGGGCCCUCAAUCCAGUGAUAAGUGUCUUUAUGAGAAAGGCAGAGGGAGAUUUGACACAGAAGAGGAGGAGGCAUUGGGACCACAGAGGCAGAUUGAAGCGAUGCAGCCACAAGUCAAGGAAUGCCGAGAGCCACCACAAACUGGAAGAGGCGAAGAACAGCUUCUCCCCCAGGGCCUCCGGAGGGAGUGUGGCCCUGCUGACACCUCUAUUUGAAGUUCCAGCCUCCAGAACUGUGAGAAUACAUAUCUGUUGUUUUAAGUUGCUAAGUUUGUUAUGGUAUCCACAGGAAACUAAUAUACCUGGUGAAAUUAGAAUAUUAAGAUAUUCAUAAGGAUCUAGGCUGCUUAUUAAGGAAACAACAGCUGAGACCUAGUUGGCCUCAUUAUACAAGCAAUAAUAUGGUUUGAAUACAGUUAAAAUAUGGACAUGACCUGGGUAGAAGGGUGAAAUCCACAGUGUCUAGAACUCAGGAGUCCAUUUCAUGUUGAAUAAGUGCUCAAUAAUUGUUGGAUAUUAAUACUGUUAAUAUUUGUCAUAGUAGUGUCUCUGCAGGAACAAAUUAAUCUACCUGGCCUCAUUCUCCUUUAAUAAUUAAAUUGCUCCCUCAAAAAUUCAGAAAUAAAUCAGGAUAAUAAACA
This is a messenger RNA of Equus caballus (horse), 3148 nucleotides long. RefSeq names its product MIS12 kinetochore complex component (gene MIS12). The record is from RefSeq and is a predicted model, not a curated record. NCBI's taxonomy places the organism in Eukaryota, Metazoa, Chordata, Mammalia, Perissodactyla, Equidae. Gene Ontology annotation, cellular component: chromosome, centromeric region; MIS12/MIND type complex; nucleus. Gene Ontology annotation, biological process: mitotic cell cycle; kinetochore assembly; mitotic sister chromatid segregation.